CGCCCCCGCCUCUAGAUCCGCUGCUGCUGCCGCGGCGGGCUCUCCUGCAGGAGGUAGCGGUGGCGGCGGCCGAGGCCGAGGGAAGAUGGCGGACGGUGUGGACCACAUAGACAUUUACGCGGAUGUGGGCGAAGAGUUCAACCAGGAAGCUGAAUAUGGUGGGCAUGAUCAGAUAGAUUUGUAUGAUGAUGUCAUCUCUCCAUCUGCAAAUAAUGGAGAUGCCCCAGAAGAUCGGGAUUACAUGGAUACUCUCCCACCAACUGUUGGUGAUGAUGUGGGUAAAGGAGCAGCACCAAAUGUUGUCUAUACAUAUACUGGAAAGAGAAUUGCAUUAUAUAUUGGAAAUCUAACAUGGUGGACAACAGAUGAAGACUUAACUGAAGCAGUUCAUUCUUUGGGAGUAAAUGAUAUUUUGGAGAUAAAAUUUUUUGAAAAUCGGGCAAAUGGCCAGUCAAAGGGGUUUGCCCUUGUUGGUGUUGGAUCUGAAGCAUCCUCAAAAAAAUUAAUGGAUCUUUUGCCUAAAAGAGAGCUUCAUGGUCAGAAUCCUGUUGUAACUCCAUGCAAUAAACAGUUCCUGAGUCAAUUUGAAAUGCAGUCCAGGAAAACUACACAGUCAGGACAAAUGUCUGGGGAAGGUAAAGCUGGUCCUCCGGGAGGCAGUUCACGUGCAGCCUUUCCACAAGGUGGUAGAGGACGGGCCCGUUUUCCAGGGGCUGUUCCUGGUGGGGACAGAUUUCCUGGGCCAGCAGGACCAGGAGGGCCACCUCCACCUUUUCCAGGAAAUUUGAUCAAGCAUCUUGUUAAAGGAACUCGGCCUUUGUUCCUGGAAACUAGGAUUCCAUGGCAUAUGGGGCACAGCAUAGAGGAAAUACCCAUUUUUGGCCUAAAAGCUGGACAGACUCCACCACGUCCACCCUUAGGUCCUCCAGGCCCACCCGGUCCACCAGGUCCUCCACCUCCUGGUCAGGUUCUGCCUCCUCCUCUAGCUGGGCCUCCUAAUCGAGGAGAUCGCCCUCCACCACCAGUUCUUUUUCCUGGACAACCUUUUGGGCAGCCUCCGUUGGGUCCGCUUCCUCCUGGUCCUCCACCUCCAGUUCCAGGCUACGGCCCCCCUCCUGGUCCACCACCUCCACAACAGGGACCACCUCCACCUCCAGGCCCCUUUCCACCUCGCCCACCUGGCCCUCUUGGGCCACCCCUUACACUCGCUCCUCCUCCGCAUCUUCCUGGACCACCUCCAGGUGCCCCACCACCAGCUCCUCAUGUGAACCCCGCUUUCUUUCCUCCACCAACUAACAGCGGCAUGCCUACAUCAGAUAGCCGGGGUCCACCACCAACGGAUCCAUAUGGCCGGCCUCCACCAUAUGAUAGGGGUGACUAUGGGCCUCCUGGAAGGGAAAUGGAUACUGCAAGAACACCAUUGAGUGAAGCUGAGUUUGAAGAAAUCAUGAAUAGAAAUAGGGCAAUCUCAAGCAGUGCUAUUUCAAGAGCUGUGUCUGAUGCCAGUGCUGGUGAUUAUGGGAGUGCUAUUGAGACAUUGGUAACUGCAAUUUCUUUAAUUAAACAAUCCAAAGUAUCUGCUGAUGAUCGUUGCAAAGUUCUUAUUAGCUCUUUGCAAGAUUGCCUUCAUGGAAUUGAAUCCAAGUCUUAUGGUUCUGGAUCAAGAAGACGUGAACGAUCAAGAGAAAGGGAUCAUAGUAGAUCACGAGAAAAGAGUCGGCGUCAUAAAUCCCGCAGUAGAGAUCGUCAUGAUGAUUAUUACAGAGAGAGAAGCAGAGAACGAGAGAGACACCGGGACCGGGACCGGGACCGCGAUCGAGAGCGUGACCGAGAGCGCGAGUAUCGUCAUCGUUAGAAG
Molecule: messenger RNA, 1858 nt
Organism: Mesoplodon densirostris (Blainville's beaked whale)
Lineage: Eukaryota; Metazoa; Chordata; Mammalia; Artiodactyla; Ziphiidae
Gene: CPSF6
Product: cleavage and polyadenylation specific factor 6
Exons: 10
Coding region: 86-1855 (589 amino acids)
Biological process (GO): mRNA alternative polyadenylation
Cellular component (GO): mRNA cleavage and polyadenylation specificity factor complex
Molecular function (GO): mRNA binding
Source: RefSeq, a predicted model, not a curated record